Messenger RNA from Monopterus albus (swamp eel), 3987 nucleotides. RefSeq names its product forkhead box N4 (gene foxn4). Gene Ontology annotation, molecular function: transcription cis-regulatory region binding; DNA-binding transcription factor activity, RNA polymerase II-specific. The record is from RefSeq and is a predicted model, not a curated record. Bases 1614 to 3314 code for a protein of 566 amino acids. Gene Ontology annotation, biological process: regulation of transcription by RNA polymerase II. Lineage: Eukaryota; Metazoa; Chordata; Actinopteri; Synbranchiformes; Synbranchidae. The transcript has 8 exons.
UUUAAUAAAAGAUCUGCCAUUGUGCAUACAUUACAAUGAAAUGCAUAUUUAGCCUAUAAUUAAGUUUUUUUUAACAAUUCAUUUGGAUCUGGGGCAUUAUGUUUCCUGGACUGGCCAAGACAGCACUCUAUCUGUCUUCAUGCCACAGGGUUUUUUUCCUUAAGUGGACCUGCUCUCCAGACGAGUGUGAGACUUUUCCGCGUCCUGCUGCAGCUCACCCGGCCCCCUGUUCUCCCCAUUGGCGCCUCCCCGGCUUCUUUUCCCACUGCUGAGAGGCGCAGGACGCGGCCACAGCGGCGGGAAGCAAAUUAUCUACAAGCACUUCCCUUAAAAAAAAAAAAAGUUCACACACACACAGAUGCCACCACAAGUAGCGACUCACAUCGUCUUAGACCUUUACGAGGCAGCUUCCUGGGAAUAACCUGACAGAAGGAUAUAGUAUAACAAAAUGUUUAAUUAUUAUUCUUCCUUUAUUCGUUUAAGCCAGGUGUUUUCUAUUGCCUUUGUUUCUGUCCUUUUCGCAGUCCGGUUCCACAACUUUAAAAUGCUCAACAUUUUUGCCAUACUGUUCAAAUAGCUUGAGCAGGGUUUGGGCCUGAACUCGUAUUUUGUGUUUGAUUGAGACGCACAGGGCGCAGCUGUGUGCAGCUGGAGAACAAGAGCACAAGAUAGGGUAAGACAGUCCAGGAAAUUCCUUUAUAUAUGCGAUUUGAUCUCUUUAAUAAUUAUCAAAUAAGAGGACUACAAUGCCUUAAUGGCCUGACUUCUGAUGCAACCAACGCGUUUUGCUGCUGUUGGAUGCAGUGGAGGAGCGCACCACGACCGCACUGAGACACAAAGCCCCCAGAAACUGAGAGACAAAUAUCGCUACUCCUGCACUUGCUGUGGGAAGUGUGGAUACUGUCGGGACUGUUAGCAGGCACCGCAUCUGUCAAACUCAUGGGAUCCUCUUGCCCCCCGGGCCAGUGGGAGCUCUGCUGAGGGCUCCACUGCGCAUGUCAGAGAGCUGGACAGCUCCAGAGAGGGAAAUUUAAAAACGGUUUCUGGAGAAUCAAGGGCAACACCGUGAAAUACAGUACAGGGGCUCACGACUGGCUCACACAAUCUUCAGUAUCAUCCAAAACAGGUGAUUUUGUUUUAUGAUUUUUCUGUUUUAGCGUCUUUAUAAACCAAUUGACAUUUUAAUGAUUUUAGACUUUAGCCAUAAUUUUCUCUGUAGGUAAAUGAAGACAUUUAAAUCUAUGCUGCAUUAAUGUGACAGAACUGUUAUGUAAACCGUAGAACUGAAUGUUUAUUGAGUACAAAUCUAUAUGAUUCUGUUUGUUCUAUGCAUUUUUAUUUUUUUUAUUUCUGAGAAUUAAGGGGAACAAAAACAGUCUAACAGUAAAAUGGGCUUUGGCUUCAACAAGGCAUCCUGAUUUCAGAAAUAAAAUGUUGGCUUCUACUAUAAAUUUAUUUUUGAGCUUUAUUCUUGGGUCUAGAAUGUUGGCUUUUUAUGGGGCAUUUUAGCACAUACAGUCUGUUUAUUUACUAAAGAAGACUCUGAAUAUUUUUAUUGUAGUAACUACUUUUACAUUUCCGCUUGAAGAGCCACUGAGGGCAUAAACUAGAGAAUGUUAAUUUUAUUUAUCUCAAUGCAGACAUAUCACAUAUCACAGGAAAUGAUAGAAGGUGGAAUAACAUCCAGGAUGUCAGGAAUAAUUGAGAAUGCUGGGCACCAUCCGUCUCCACAAGACUACAGGCUUCUGACCACGGACCCCUCCCAGCUGAGGGAGGAGGACCUCCCUGGGGACCUGCAGUCUCUGUCAUGGCUCACCUCUGUGGAUGUGCCCCGACUACAGCAGAUGGCUGAUAGCCGAGGCCACAGUAACGGGCCUUCCCAGGGCAGCAUGUUGGAGCAACAGACAGCUCAGCUGAGCAAUAUAUCAGUGACAACGGGACAGGGCUCCAUGCUCCACCUCCAGAGCAACAUGCAGCACAGCCCUUUGGGAAUCAACAUCAUUAACACCCACAGCGGAAGUAUGUCUCCAUUCUCCAUGAAUGGCAUGCCCUCUCCAGGAUACCAGUGCCCUACCUCAGCCUACCAGCCUACACCACAGCAGGUGUACUCUCUAACCCAAACUGGACAACAGGGUUCAACUGAUGGGCUUUAUAGCAAUGUCUCUUUCAACAACCAAAGUCUAUUCUCACACCCUCGUUUGGCUCCACAAGAACAGGAUCUGCAGCCCAAGUCUUUCCCAAAGCCGAUCUACUCCUACAGGUCAGCACACAAACACUUGGCUAGAGUAAAACAAAAACAUGCACCACAUUUCCUGCAUUUCACCCAAUCUGCUUCAAACGUCAUCGAAAUAAUUUUUCUUCUCAGCUGUUUGAUCGCCAUGGCUCUGAAGAACAGCAAAACUGGCAGCCUCCCAGUCAGUGAGAUCUAUAGCUUUAUGAAGGAACACUUUCCUUAUUUCAAGACAGCACCUGAUGGAUGGAAAAAUUCCGUCAGACACAACCUGUCCUUAAACAAAUGCUUUGAGAAAGUGGAGAACAAGACGAGCAGCGCAUCCCGUAAGGGCUGCUUAUGGGCACUGAACCCUGCCAAAAUUGACAAGAUGGAGGAAGAGAUGCAGAAGUGGAAACGCAAGGACCUUCCAGCCAUCCACCGCAGCAUGGCUAACCCAGAUGAGCUGGACAAACUGAUCACAGACCGCCCAGAGAACUGCAGACGUAAGGCUUUAGAGCCCACCAUGGGCCGGAUUCCCAGCUGUCCAACAGGCCUCCCGCUGCCUGUCCCAGCCCAGAUGCAGCCUCAACCUAUAGUCACACUGUCUCUGCCAUGUUUACCCAUGCACCAGCACCACCAGCUUCAGGCCCAGCUCCAGGCGCAGGCCCGUCUUGCACCCAUGUCCCCUGCCCCGGCCCAGACACCUCCCCUCCAUGCAGUCCCUGACCUUUCCCAGAGUCCACUCACCCAGCAGCCCGGCAAGCCCCCAGACGUUUUCUACAUCGUGCAUGGUGAUAUGCAUACAGAGGUGGAUGCACUGGACCCUAGCAUCGUGGACUUUGCCCUUCAAGGUAAUCUGUGGGAGGAAAUCAAGGAUGACAGCUUUAACCUGGAUGCUUUGGGUACCUUAAGUAACUCACCCCUGCGACUAUCAGACUGUGAUUUGGUAACAGCCAACCUCCCUCCUGCCUCCACUGGAGCAAAUCUGCCACUGUCAGAUGUGCAGGUGACAGGCCUCUACGCUUCCUACACUUCCCAGGAGCCCCUGUCAUCCCAGUACAUGGGCGCACCCGCCAGCAGCAAACCCAUCGCCCUGCUUUAAAAUAACCGUUUCUAACAGAAUCAAUGCAACUUAUUAGCCUGUCUGUGGAUACCUGUGGACGCCAACUGAAGGAAUCUGAAGUCUGGUUUGUUUUGUGCUAUUAAAAGUACCAAUCACACUGCUUUCCUACAGUUAGAUGGGAACUACCUGGAGAAGGAUGUUUGAAAAUCAUUUCACAUACAGUCCACAAGAAAACUGCUCAUUAAGAACCAUUGUAAGAAAAAGUAUGUAGGACAAAAUACUGUAUCCAGUUUUGCCAAGCAAAGACUUAAAGCCCGUGCGAGUACAAAGACUGUGGAUAAGUGUGUGUAAUUUAGCAUCCACCAGUUUUUUUUUUUUUUACUGUUCACUCUGCAUUUUAAGGCCCCUUCAUACUCCCUGUAGCUCCUUGGCUCUUCUUUGUUGUAUUGUGCUAGACAUUAUUGCUGUGAUGUUUUAUUUAUAUUUAUAAAAGGCGGCUGGAGAAGGUGAUGACUUUAUCAAUCUUUUGCUGUAUAUAUUUGAAUGUUUCAAAUUACUAUCGCCAGAGGAAGGUUUUUCUUUUGACUGCAUUUACCCACUUCAUUCCAAAAUGCAAAUGUGUGCCAACACUAUGAGUAAUCUAGAUUUUUAGCAUUGUUGAUCUACAUAUGGUGAUUAACAUGUCUGAAAGUCAGAUGUAUAUCAUGUUCAU